Molecule: messenger RNA, 1688 nt
Organism: Dermacentor silvarum
Lineage: Eukaryota; Metazoa; Arthropoda; Arachnida; Ixodida; Ixodidae
Product: hexosaminidase D
Exons: 1
Coding region: 67-1656 (529 amino acids)
Molecular function (GO): hexosaminidase activity
Source: RefSeq, a predicted model, not a curated record
GAAUGCGCCACGUGCAUGCUUGGCACGCAGCAGAAGAAGAAGUAGAAGCCUGGGUCUCUGGCAGCCAUGGCGAGGGUCGUUGUGCUUGCGGUCCUGCUGCCGCAGGUCGUCCUGGCGGCCAUAAACGUGAUUCCUCCUCACCGCCUGGUUCAUCUGGACUUGAAGGGGGCGCCGCCUAAGGCAUCCUACUUGAUCACGCUCAUCCCCAUCCUCAAGAGUCUCGGCGCCACGGGCCUGCUGAUCGAAUACGAGGACAGCUUCCCGUUCGUCGGUGAGCCGCUGCACGCCCUCGCGUCACCGCGGGCCUACACCCGUCAGGAACUCCGCGCCGUCUUGGACACGGCUAGAGACUACGAUCUGACGGUUGUGCCACUCAUCAACACCUUCGACAAGCUCGAGUACAUUCUCAAGCACCCGCAGUUCGCAAAGUACCGCGAGAGCCCGAGCGUACCCGACACGCUGUGCCCCUCUAACCCUGCCGGAGUAAAACUCAUUCAAGACAUCCUUGACCAGAUCCUGAACUUUCACCACGCUAGGGAGCUCUACUAUGUGCACAUCGGGUGCGGAGACGUGGCCGCACUCGGUCUGUGCGGACAGUGCACCGCGAGGCGUUUCGACCCGGCCCGUCGGGGCAACUCCCGUUCCGGCGGGCGCUUCGGCCUUUACGACAAGUACAUGCUGUACAUGUCUUACGUUCAGCUCAUUACCGACUAUCUGAAAGAACACCACGGCGUCAAGACGAUCGUGUGGCACGACACCCUCGCCAAGAUCCCCAACGAACUGUACCGCAUUCUCCCCGUUCACCUGCACGUCGAGGUCAUGGUAGCCACUUACAGAACAGAUUUGGAAUUCAGCGGGUGGCUGAACUUCGCGUCGCGUUUCGGCGAUUCGUUGUGGGUGGCUACCUCGUUCAAGGACGUUGGCGAAGCUCCAGUCGUUUACCCCCGACUCAAGGAGCGUGUCAAAAGUCACGUUACUUGGAUGGGGGCCAUGAGCGAGUGGAAAGACCACGUCCGUUUUCCGGGAGUUGCCUUGAUGGGUCCGCAACGAACAAGCCACGACUCGCCACUGCGCGAGCUGCUACCCACUAGCUUGCCAUCUCUGGCUGUCUGCCUUGCUGUAGUCCGUAAAGCUGGCCAGCUGCCCACCGUAAACCUCGGAUCAUCGCCGAUCGAACAGAUCCUAAAGUGCAACCGCACUAUUGACUUGAACGUUGACUACAAGGUGCAGGGUGUGAACUGCAAAUUUCCUGGAGCAGCGAUUGUGGACGAACUCCACAGUUUGGAGACGCUGAAACACCACUUGGAUCUUCUGCCGUACUUGCCGCUUUGCAAGCCCAGCUACGAGAGGUCUCACAACGAGAGCAAGGAGUGCGUCAAGAAUCUGAAUUCCCAAAUUGUGGAACUUUCGUCACUGAACUCGACCCUCAGAACGGCUCUCCAGGAGGUCUACAGAAAGGACAUCGCCGACGAGUACGCGACGGAUAAGAUCAGUACUGUGAUGGCGGACAUCAAGCGUAAACAAGAACUCCUGGAGGCGUCCGGCUCGCUUCGUAGCCUUAAGUCAACAGUGGGAACGAGGUACAGGAAGACAAAGUGGCCAAGCAGAUCACAUGCUGAUGCUGACGAGCGCGGCCGCCCACACGUUCAGAGAUGAAAAGCAAGGCCAUAAACAACUGUGUAAAUAAA